Molecule: messenger RNA, 1282 nt
Organism: Microbotryum saponariae
Lineage: Eukaryota; Fungi; Basidiomycota; Microbotryomycetes; Microbotryales; Microbotryaceae
Source: the annotation of a GenBank genome assembly
AUGCAGUCCCUCACCUCAACCCUACGCUCCGUGUCCCUCGUCUCUCGACGAUGCAUCUCUUCCACCUCCGCUGCGACAGCGACCACCUCCACCUCCACCCCUGCCACCUCACCCACGGCGACUGAACGCACGUCCACUGCCGCCGAUCCGGUCUGGACACCUUCGACCCAACGAACGGGGGUGUUGGCGAGAAAGUUGGGCAUGACCGCGUUGUGGCAACAGGGAGUCAGGGUACCGGUUACGGUGUUGCAUGUACGUCUUCAAGGGCCGGGAUUCGGUGUGGCUUUCGCCUUCGCGGGUCGUUUGCUUGCUCUCGUGGGAUGCCUCGAGAGGAGGAACAGACGGCGAGGCUAAUCAUUCACCGGUACUCACUUUGCUUUCCUAUCGCCUGCAGCUCGACGACGUCCAAGUGAUCGAAUCGCGUUCCUACCCCGCGACGUCGAAAUCCCCCGCGCACCACUCCGUCAUCGUCGGUGCCAGUCCCCGAAAGCGGAAAACGACCCAUAACGCUCUCCUCGGUCAAUUCAGAAAAGUCGGCGUCGAACCCAAGAUGAGGUUGGCCGAGUUCGAGGUCACCGAAGACGCGUUGGUUCCGAGUGGUAAGUUCUUGACGCGGAACCCCUUCCCCAACAAGCUUGGUGGACAGAGCGGGAGCUUACUCUUUGUUGAACUUGGGUACAGGCACUCGUUUUUCGGCGGCGCAUUUCGUUCCGGGACAACAUGUUGAUACGCAAGCACCUUCGUGAGUCAUCCAACUUGGGAUCCUCAACCCAACCGAAACCCCUUCCGAACACUCCCCCUCUUCCUCUCGCAUUUUUUCUGAACGAACAGCAUCGGCAAGGGGUUCCAAGGUCCGAUGAAGCGCCACGGAUUCAAAGGUCUUCGCGCCUCGCACGGUACCUCCGUAUCCCACCGUUCGCACGGUUCGACCGGUCAACACCAAGACCCCGGUCGGGUCUGGCCGGGUAAGAAAAUGGCCGGUCGAAUGGGCGGCAAGAACGUCACGACGCAGAAUCUGCUCGUGCAUAGGAUCGAUACGUUGCACAACGUGCUCUACGUCAAGGGGUGUGUGCCCGGCGCUCCCGGGGGGUUCGUGAGGGUCGUGGACGCGAAGAAGAAAGUGGGGUGGAAGGCGUUGAGUAGGGAAAAGUUUGGGUUGGGGAGGGAGGAGGGGGAGGUGUUGGAAGGGGUCAAGGGGUUGCCUAUGCCCGCUGGGAGUGUGGAGAUGGUGCAGAGGUUGGGUUUGCCGAGGGAAGUUGAAGUCGUUGUGAAGGAUGCAUAA